Messenger RNA from Cornus florida, 931 nucleotides. RefSeq names its product protein DOWNSTREAM OF FLC-like. The coding region runs from base 152 to 631 and encodes 159 amino acids. NCBI's taxonomy places the organism in Eukaryota, Viridiplantae, Streptophyta, Magnoliopsida, Cornales, Cornaceae. The transcript has 2 exons. The record is from RefSeq and is a predicted model, not a curated record.
AUGACAGCCCAUUCACCCUCACUCGCUCUCUCUCUCUGCUCCUCUCUCUAUAUCUAUUACCUCCUUCACUUCCCUCUCUAAACCCAAACUCCUCACUUUCUCUCUCUUGCUUGCGAAGAACAAACACAUUCCCACAAACUUCCAACGCAAAAUGAGUAGGUUGAUUUUGUUAUUGGCUCUCUGUGUCCUCCCGGCGCUCGUUAGCGCACGCUUCGUCGGCAAUCCAUUUCUGGUCCGAGGCAAAGUCUACUGCGACACUUGCUGCGCCGGAUUCGAGACCGACAAAACCCCCUACAUCGCUGGUGCAACGGUUAGAAUCGAGUGCAAGGAUAGGAAAACUGAAGAUCUCAAGUACAGCAUCGAGGGGGUGACGAGCUCAGCCGGGAUAUACAACAUCGAGGUCUCCGGUGACCGCGGUGACGAUGUGUGUGAUGUGAAGGUUGUUAGCAGCCCACAGUCCGACUGUGCUACACCGAGCAGCGGACGUGACCGUGCUCGAGUUAUUCUCACCCGAUACAACGGCAUUGUACCCGACAUCCGUAACGUCAAUUCCAUCGGCUUCCAGAGGAAUGAGCCCAUGGCCGGUUGCACCGAGUUGCUCAAGAAAUACAUGGUAGAUGAAGAUGAAUAGAACAAGUGUGGUUGGUCUUUUCACGUGUUAAUUGUUUCUCCAUGGUUGUGUUGUCUCUUUAGUUUAUGAGACUCUGUUUCAUUAUUUAUUUAUGUUUCAUUUAUGUAGCUUGUCACUUAAUUGUGGCUGGCAUAUCUCUAGCUUCUUACUAAUUACCGAUAUAUUAUUAGCAAAAUAGAAUCAAUGUUUUCUGAGAUUAACUUGCCAUUUGCAAGAGUAUAUUGUGGGUGAGAAUAAAUUUUUCUUAGUAAUGAUAUGUAUUGAUUUAUGAGUCUCCUAACUAAUUAGGAGAUCUACUUA